Messenger RNA from Etheostoma cragini (Arkansas darter), 5378 nucleotides. RefSeq lists its product as uncharacterized. The record is from RefSeq and is a predicted model, not a curated record. NCBI's taxonomy places the organism in Eukaryota, Metazoa, Chordata, Actinopteri, Perciformes, Percidae. Gene Ontology annotation, biological process: G protein-coupled receptor signaling pathway. The transcript has 16 exons. Gene Ontology annotation, cellular component: membrane. Gene Ontology annotation, molecular function: G protein-coupled receptor activity.
CACAUACAGUAUGCCCACAUGCUCACAGUUGAGGGAUGGAGAUCUCUGCUUUCUGUAUUGGUCUGAUCCUGUCUCUGGGUUUGUGUGAACUAAACUCAGCUCUUGUCCUGAAUGGUUCUGAGGAUGAUGUUAAACAAAGGGCUGGGCUUACAGAGGAUAGAACUGGUGCUGGGGUCAGCACUCAGACUUCAUCUGUGAAAUGUAAGCUCCAGGGUACCACUCGUCUUCCUGCAUUUGCAAUGGAUGGUGACUACAUUAUUGGUGGUGUUUUGUCCAUACACUACUACAUGUACACAGUGAAGCAUAACUACACCACCAUGCCUGAGCCAUUAAGAUGCACAGGAAGCAUUGACUCCCGUGAACUGCGCUUCUCCCGUGCAAUGAUCUUCGCCAUCGAGGAGAUAAACAACAGCACAGAGCUGCUGCCGGGAAUCAAACUCGGUUAUCGGAUCUAUGACUCGUGCGCCUCGGUGCCCGUGACGGUGCAUGUGGCCUUCCAGCUUUCAAAUGGCCUGGACCCGGUGUUUUAUACCCGCGACAAUUGCUCAAAAUCUGGUAUGGUGAUGGCUGUCGUUGGUGAGUCUGGGUCCACGCCAUCCAUCAGCAUGUCGCGCAUCACUGGGCCCUUUAACAUCCCUCAAGUGAGCCACUUUGCCACUUGUGCAUGUCUGUCCAAUAAGCAGCAGUACCCCAAUUUCUUCAGAACCGUCCCUAGUGAUCAAUUCCAGGCUGAAGCGCUGGCCAAGCUGGUAAAACACUUUGGCUGGACUUGGAUAGGAGCUGUCCGGUCAGAUUCAGACUAUGGCAAUAAUGGUAUGGCGUCUUUCCUGGACGCAGCACGCAAAGAGGGGAUCUGUGUGGAAUACUCGGAAUCUUUCUAUCGGAAUCACCCACGUAGCAGGAUCCAGAGAGUAGCUGAUGUGAUCCGCAGGUCGACAGCUACGGUUGUUGUGGCAUUUACAUCCCCUGGAGACAUGAGGAUUCUGCUGGAGGAGCUGUCACUCGAGCCUUCUCCACCUCGCCAGUGGAUAGGCAGUGAAGCCUGGGUAACUGACCCAGACAUGCUGAGGUUCAGCUUCUGUGCUGGAGCCAUAGGAUUUGGCAUUCAGAAAUCUUUCAUCCCAGGUCUGAGAGACUUCUUGCUGGAUCUCUCUCCAUCUAAAUUGGCUGCCUCUCCAGUGCUUACUGAGUUCUGGGAGGAUGCAUUCAACUGCAGGCUGGAAAAAAGUGAGAAACUAUUUCUUACAUUCACCACAGGAUAGAAAGUCAUGUCCACAGACAAGAGUGUGUGUGACGGAACAGAAGACAUAAAGACACUCCAGAGCCCGUACACUGACACAUCUCAGCUCCGGAUCACUAACAUGGUAUACAAAGCUGUUUAUGCAAUAGCUCAUGCCAUUCAUAAAGCAGUGUGUCAGGAAACAAAUUCUACAACUCAUUGUGACAAAUUCACCAGGAUAGAAUCCAAAGAGGUUCUUACUCAGCUAAAGAAAGUAAAUUUUUCCAAAAAUGGUUAUGAUGUGUCAUUUGAUGCCAAUGGUGAUCCUGUGGCCAGAUAUGAACUGGUUAAAUGGCAAAAAAGUGAAAGUGGCAGCAUCAAAUUGGUGACAGUAGGGCAAUACGAUGCAUCAAUGCCGGUGGGCCAGAAGUUCCAAAUCAACAGGAACCUCACCUGGGUGGAUGGUGGCACACAAGUUCCUGUGUCAGUGUGCACUGAUAGCUGUUCUCCCGGAACUCGUAAAGUACUGCAGAAAGGAAAACCCAUCUGCUGUUAUGAUUGUAUACUGUGUCCCGAAGGAGAGAUUAGCAAUGCCACAGAUUCCCCUGACUGUUACCCUUGCCCCAAGGAGUUCUGGCCUAAUGCAGAGAGACACAAUUGUCUCCCCAAGCCUGUAGAGUUUCUUUCCUACAACGAGGUCCUAGGAAUCAUCCUGGCUACAUUCUCAGUUGGUGGUGCCUGUCUGACCAUUAUAACAGUGGUUGUGUUCUAUCGUCACAGGACAUCGCCGAUUGUCAGGGCCAACAACUCUGAGCUGAGCUUCCUGCUGCUCUUCUCCCUGACUCUAUGUUUCUCAUGUUCAUUAACUUUCAUCGGAGCACCCUCUGAGUGGUCCUGCAUGCUACGCCACACAGCGUUUGGGAUCACCUUCGUUCUCUGUAUGUCUUGUGUUCUUGGAAAAACAAUAGUAGUGUUAAUGGCAUUUAGAGCAACACACCCAGGUAGUAAUGUCAUGAAAUGGUUUGGUCCUCCACAGCAAAGAAUGACUGUAGUGUCUUUUACACUUAUUCAAGUUUUAAUAUGUACCAUUUGGUUGGUUCUUAGUCCCCCUUUUCCAAUGAAAAACCUAACUAUGUUCAAAGAGAGAAUCAUUUUGGAGUGUGCAUUUGGCUCAGCUGUUGGGUUCUGGGCUGUGCUCGGGUACAUAGGUCUACUGGCUGUCUUCUGUUUUGCGUUAGCUGUCCUGGCUCGGAAAUUACCUGAUAAUUUUAAUGAAGCCAAGCUCAUCACCUUCAGCAUGUUGACAUUCUGUGCAGUCUGGAUCACCUUUAUCCCUGCAUAUCUCAGCUCUCCUGGGAAAUUUACUGUGGCUGUGGAGAUAUUUGCCAUUCUGGCCUCCAGUUUUGGAUUAAUACUGUGUAUAUUUGCCCCAAAGUGUUUCAUUAUAUUGUUUAAACCAGAGAAAAACACAAAAAAAUAUUUAAUGAACAAAAAUCGAGGGAUGGAGAUCUCUGCUCUCUGUAUUGGUCUGAUCCUGUCUCUGGGUUUGUGUGAGCUGAACUCAGCUCUUGUCCUGAAUGGUUCUGUGGAUGAUGUUAAACAAAGGGCUGGGCUUACAGAGGAUAGGACUGGUGCUGGGGUCAGGGCUCAGACUUCAUUUGUGAAAUGUAAGCUCCAGGGUACCACUCGUCUCCCUGCGUUCUCAAUGGAUGGUGACUACGUAAUAGGUGGUGUCUUGUCCAUACACUACAACAUGUACACAGUGAAGCAUAACUACACCACCAUGCCUGAGCCACUAAGAUGCGCAGGAAGCAUUAACACCCGAGAAUUGCGAUUCUCACGUGCAAUGAUCUUUGCCAUCGAGGAGAUAAACAACAGCACGGAGCUGUUGCCAGGAAUCAAACUCGGUUAUCAGAUCUAUGACGCGUGCGGCUCGGUGACCGUCGCGGUGCAUGUUGCAUUCCAGCUUUCAAAUAGCCUGGAUUCUGUGUUUUACACUGGUGACAAUUGCUCACAAUCUGGUAUGGUGAUGGCUGUCAUUGGUGAGUCUGGGUCUUCUCCAUCCAUCAGCAUGUCGCGCAUCAUCGGGCCCUUUAACAUCCCUCAAGUGAGCUACUUUGCCACUUGUGCAUGCCUGUCCAAUAAGCUGCAGUACCCGAAUUUCUUCAGAACUAUCCCCAGUGAUCAGUUCCAGGCUGACGCGCUGGCCAAGCUGGUAAAACACUUUGGCUGGACUUGGAUAGGUGCUGUCCGGUCAGAUUCAGACUACGGCAAUAAUGGUAUGGCGACUUUCCUGGAAGCAGCACACAAAGAGGGGAUCUGUGUGGAAUACUCUGAAUCUUUCUAUCGGACCCACCCACGUAGCAGGAUCCAGAGAGUAGCUGAUGUUAUCCGCAGGUCGACAGCUAUGGUUGUUGUGGCAUUUACAUCCCCUGGAGACAUAAGGAUCUUGCUGGAAGAGCUGUCACUCGAGCCUUCUCCACCUCGCCAGUGGAUAGGCAGUGAAUCGUGGGUAACUGCCCCAGACUUGCUGAGAUUCAGCUUCUGUGCUGGAGCCAUCGGAUUUGGCAUUCAGAAAUCUGUCAUCCCAGGUCUGAGAGACUUCUUGCUGGAUCUCUCUCCUUCUAAAGUGGCUGCCUCCCCAGUGCUUACUGAGUUCUGGGAAGGUGCAUUCAAUUGCAGGCUGGGAAAAAGUGAGACAGGUGUUGCCAUAGAAAAGAGAUUAUGUGACGGAACUGAAGACAUAAAGAUGCUCCAGAGCUCGUACACUGACACAUCUCAGCUCCGGAUCACUAACAUGGUAUACAAGGCUGUUUAUGCAAUAGCUCAUGCCAUUCAUAAAGCAGUGUGUCAGGAAACACAUUCUACAACUCAGUGUGAAAAAUUCACCAGGAUAGAAUCCAAAGAGGUUCUUACUCAGCUGAAGAAAGUUAAUUUUACCCAAAAUGGUUAUGAUGUGUCGUUUGAUGCCAACGGGGAUCCUGUGGCAAGAUACGAGCUGGUUAACUGGCAAAAAAGUGAGCGUGGCGGUAUUGAGUUGGUGACAGUAGGACAAUACGAUGAAUCACUGCCGGUGGGCCAGAAGUUCCAAAUCACCAGAAACCUCACCUGGGUUAAUGGUAGCACACAAGUUCCUGUGUCAGUGUGCUCUGACAGCUGUCCCCCAGGAACUCGUAAAUUGCUGCAGAAAGGAAAACCCAUCUGCUGUUAUGAUUGCAUACCAUGUCCUGAGGGAGAGAUUAGUAAUGCUACAGAUUCCCCUGAUUGUUUCCCUUGCCCCAAGGAGUUCUGGCCUAAUGAAGAGAGAGACACUUGUCUCCCCAAGCCUGUAGAGUUUCUUUCCUACAAAGAGGUCCUAGGAGUCAUCCUGGCUACAUUCUCAGUUGGUGGCGCCUGUCUGGCUAUUAUAACAGCAGCUGUGUUCUAUCGUCACAGGACAUCGCCGAUUGUCAGGGCCAACAACUCUGAGCUGAGCUUCCUGCUGCUCUUCUCCCUGACUCUAUGUUUCUUAUGUUCAUUAACUUUCAUUGGAGCACCCUCUGAGUGGUCCUGCAUGCUGCGCCACACAGCGUUUGGGAUCACCUUCGUCCUCUGUAUGUCUUGUGUUCUUGGAAAAACAAUAGUAGUGUUAAUGGCCUUUAGAGCUACACUCCCAGGUAGUAAUGUCAUGAAAUGGUUUGGUCCUCCACAGCAAAAAAUGACUGUAGUGUCUUUUACGCUUAUUCAAGUUUUAAUAUGUAGUAUUUGGUUGGGUCUUAGUCCCCCUUUUCCAAUGAAAAACCUAACCAUAUACAAGGAGAGAAUCAUCCUGGAGUGUGCAUUGGGCUCAGCUGUUGGGUUCUGGGCUGUGCUGGGGUACAUAGGUUUACUGGCUGUCUUUUGCUUUGUGUUAGCUGCCCUAGCUCGGAAAUUACCUGAUAACUUUAAUGAAGCCAAGCUCAUUACCUUCAGCAUGCUGAUAUUCUGUGCUGUCUGGAUCACCUUUAUCCCUGCAUAUCUCAGCUCUCCUGGGAAAUUUACUGUGGCUGUGGAGAUAUUUGCCAUUCUGGCCUCCAGUUUUGGACUAAUACUGUGUAUAUUUGCUCCAAAAUGUUUCAUCAUAUUGUUAAAGCCUGAGCAAAACACAAAAAAACAUUUAAUGAACAAAAAUCAAUCCUAA